Hibiscus syriacus is the source of this 925-nucleotide messenger RNA. RefSeq names its product zinc-finger homeodomain protein 2-like. The transcript has a single exon. Lineage: Eukaryota; Viridiplantae; Streptophyta; Magnoliopsida; Malvales; Malvaceae. The record is from RefSeq and is a predicted model, not a curated record. Gene Ontology annotation, biological process: regulation of DNA-templated transcription; regulation of developmental process. Gene Ontology annotation, molecular function: transcription cis-regulatory region binding; DNA-binding transcription factor activity. Gene Ontology annotation, cellular component: nucleus. The coding region runs from base 1 to 921 and encodes 306 amino acids.
AUGGAACCCAAAGGCCAAGAAGAGAAAAUGGUGAUGCCGAGCUCUUUUAGUUUCAAAAAUCAACUCAACAAUCACUCUUAUUCUUCAGCUGCAGGAGAAAGAAGAAGAGAUGAAACGGUUCAUGGUGACCCGAACCCACCUCGAACCCUAAUGCUCAACCCCACAAGAGAUCCGGAGCCAGAUCCGGAGCCAGAUCCAGCUUCCAUAGCUACAAACAGCGAGGCAGCGACCAGAUCAAGCCUGAAAUCACCGCCACAACAACCACCAACAUCACAGCUGCAGCCAGACGCUGGUCCAACCUCGGCAGCUAUCGGCUCUACCAUUCCUUUGAUUAGAUAUAGAGAAUGCUUGAAGGACUACGCCGCCAGCAUGGGCGGCCAUGUAGUGGAUGGUUGUGGGGAGUUCAUGCCGAGCGGCGAAGACGACACACCGGAAGCGAUGAAAUGUGCAGCCUGCGACUGCCAUAGAAGUUUUCAUAGGAAGGAAAUAAACGGGGAAUCACAAUAUGCACCAAGCUCUUAUUAUUAUAAUCCCAACGCAAACAACAUGAUAAGAAACGCUGUACGUCGUCUUGAUCCUCAACAACCAACCCCUCUUCAUCGUCAUGGAAGAUCUCCACCAUUGUUGGUGAACUUCGGCGGCGGCACGGCGGAGUCCUGGAGCGAAGAUCUCAAUAUGGUUGAUUUCAAUGGAGGAGGGCGAACCUCGCACCCACAUUCAUCGAAGAAGAGAUUUAGAACAAAGCUCAGUGAAGAACAAAAGGACACGAUGAUGAAAUUCGUCGACAAGUUGGGAUGGAGAAUCCAGAAACAAGAUGAAGAAGAGGUGCGGCGGUUUUGUGAUCAAGUGGGAGUAAAGAGACAAGUUUUCAAAGUUUGGAUGCACAACAACAAACAAGCCAUGAAGAGAAAACAAGUGUAAGAAA